Messenger RNA from Eriocheir sinensis (Chinese mitten crab), 4301 nucleotides. It is a transcript of the gene fy, whose product is annotated as protein fuzzy homolog. The transcript has 10 exons. Bases 173 to 1648 code for a protein of 491 amino acids. The record is from RefSeq and is a predicted model, not a curated record. NCBI's taxonomy places the organism in Eukaryota, Metazoa, Arthropoda, Malacostraca, Decapoda, Varunidae. Gene Ontology annotation, biological process: non-motile cilium assembly; vesicle-mediated transport.
GGAACGUUUGGUAUUAGUCUUCGGUGUGAGUUGUGGGACGUUCCCGUUCUCUCUCUCUCUCUCGCUCUCUCUAGCAGACAUGAGUGAGGGAAGAUAGUGUAACGCCAUCGAAAAGUGUGUGUGUGUGUGUGUGUGUGUAGCGGGGAACCUCAACACACCCCCACCAAUCAAGAUGGCGUGGUGCACGGUGGUGGGCCUAUCAGCCAGCAGCGGCGUGCCCCUCUUCGUGCGGCACGCAGGGCCUGGCAAGCCGCCAGCGUAUGCGUUGAUUGGCUCCUUGAAUGGCGUGCAUGUGUUUGGCGAGUCACACGGAGUCACAUUAUGCUCCACCAGAACCAGCAAUGCAACUCUCACCUGGAAGACCUACCAUGACAGCAUCCGUCUGGUUCUGAUCCGUGGCAGUGAGGUCGUUGGAGACAGCUGUGAUAAUAGACUCUUGGACUUGAUGUUUGCUUCCCUUGUUCUGAUUCAGGGUCUUGACAACCUCACCUCAGGGACCAAUAUUGAAAGACUCAAGAGAGAGAUAAGGCCUAGUUACCUGUUACUGGAUGAGUUGCUGUCUCGAGCCAUGAGUUCCAGUAACAACCCUGGUUUUUCUCACCUCACAGGAUGUGCAGAGUGUGUCAUACCACCUGAUCAACAUUUACUUCAGAGUGAGCUUGAAAAGUAUGCCGAGGGAGCAGAUUCUUCGUGUGCCUGUGUGAUGAUGAACGGCCAGGUGGUGUCCGGCACACGCAGCUUCUGGUCCUUGUCUCACACAGAGUUGGUCCUCCUUCCACUCCUAGUUGCUCUCAACACUUCUACAGUGGGAAGAGAUUUGCCCAUAUAUCUGCCUGACAAAAGUCCUAAUGUACCUUUCAGAAUGCUGGUUGUCAAACUGACUGGGCAUGUAUCUGUGGUCACCCUGUGCGGCCCAACACCUUCUCUCUCUGAAAUGAUGCGCUCGGCCUCCUCCUUGUGGGCACCAGUGUACCAAGUCCUGGAGUCUUUAACAACACUCAUGCCGUGGAACAUAGCGCCAAGCCUCCUUUCACAGAUUGAUAACUCAGUAAUAGGACUUGUUCUAAUAAAUUAUGAUCACAAGAAAUGCGUUUGCUGUGUUCAUCUAAGCGAAGACUCAAAAUCUCCAUCGCUAAAUGCUGCAAAGAAAAGUGCGGCCUUACAAUCAGUGUAUCGAACUGUGGUUGGGUCACUCCUGCAGCCGCCCGCCAUGCCUCCAGAUGAUUUCCCCUCAAGGUUGCAUCCAGACCACACGCCUCUGGAAUCCUAUGUAUCCACCGACAACUAUAAAGUGUAUGUGAUGCAGUCGUCUCCCUACCAUCUUUUAGUUUUGUACCCUCCAGCACUUCCUAUUCAAAUAGCAAGGUUCAUCAUCAUCACCACUUCAUCAACGCCUGCUCCUAGGAGUUCCCACCAGGGGAUGGCCACGGCAGAAGAGCUUCCAACUUUCUCUGUCCAGACACUCCCUCCUUGUCUGCUCAAAGUUUCUCAAAGAUCUUUCCCCCCUCUCCCUAACAUACUCUUGCACCCUAUCCCUCCAUUUCACUGGAGGUUGUCCGCUAGCAUUCCCUUCCUCUAUCUCACUCACAUACACCCUUCUGGUCAUCUUACUCUCCUCUAUUCACUCCAUGUGGCCAAACCACUUUAAAGUCUGUCGCUUCACUUCUUCCACCACUCCACACUUCUUCCCUUCACUCCUGUGACACAUUCCAAAACGCUCGUACACUUUCAUUACUCAUUCCAUCCAUUCUACUCACACCACAAGCACUCCUCAAAUAACUCAUUUCCACUGCCUGCACUCUAGACCUCUUAGGUUAUGUUACGUUAAGUUUCUUGUAUCUUCAAACACACAAUAACCAGCACUUAUGGCAUAAAUCAACAAAGAAUGACCUCACUUUGUUCUAUAGAAAGCCUCAUUAGUAAGGAAGCAUAUAUGGAUUUUCUGAAUCAAGACCUAUUGUAGUGUUUGUUUUGGUUUUGUUAGGUUAAGUUUAGGGUAUCUUCAAACAUAUGAUAGCCUGCACCUUUUGGUAUAAAUCAACAAAGAAUGACCUCACUUUGUUGUAUAGAAAGUCUCAUUAGUAAGGAAGCAUAUAUGAAUUUUUUGAGUCAAGACCUAUAGUGUUUGUUUUGGUUUUGUUAGGUUAUGUUAGGUUAAGUUUAGGGUAUCUUCAAACAUAUGAUAGCCAGCACCUUAUGGUAUAAAUCAACAAAGAAUGACCUCACUUUGUUGUAUAGAAAGUCUCAUUAGUAAGGAAGCAUAUAGUAAUUUUCUGAGUCAAGACAUAGUUUGUUUUGGUUUUGUUAGGUUAUGUUAGGUUAAGUUAAAGGUAUCUUCAAAUGCAUGAUAGCCAGCACCUUAUGGUAUAAAUCAACAAAGAGUCACCCCAAUUUGUUGUAUAGAAAGUCUCAUUAGUAAGGAAACAUAUAUGAAUUUUCUGAGUCAAGACCUAUAGUAACUUUUUAGGGUUUUGUGUUUAGGGUAUCUUCAAACACAUGAUAGCCAGCACCUUAGGGUAUAAAUCAACAAAGAAUGACUUCACCCUGUUGUAUAGAAAGUCUUUUAAUUUUUUUUCAAUUCUCAAAGUUCCCAAAAAUUCCCAUGGAAAGCUUCCCAGUUCAAAUUUCCUGGGAAUUUUAAAACACUAGUCAUGGACAUGAUGACCUGUACAUCCGGUGCUGAGUUGGAGGCAUUUUUAUUCCUUCUCCUGCCUUUCACUCACAAUCCACCAUCCUGUUUCCUCCCAUAGUCAGUUUUUUGAGGCCUAAUAAAUGACUACACCUUUGGGGUGGAGUAGGUUAACUUUACAUGGCAGCCAGCAAUUUACUUUAUAAAUCAACUUUUUGAAAAAAAAAGGCUUCACUUUGUUCGAUAGUCUCAUUGGUAAGGAAGCAUAUAAUCAACAACAAUACUACUUUCUGCCACUUUAUACUCACUUUAAAGGUAGGUACUGAUUUGUUGCAGGAUAUACUAGAGUUUGUUACUAAUGAUUUUGCUAAUAUAAUUUUAUCUCCUUCAGGAGAGUUACCUUGAGAACACUGGCGAUAUUCACCAAAGGCAAGGUUCCAAAAAUUUAAGUGCAAGGGAACAGAUAUUUUGUUGAAGUACAAAUUAAUGUAUUAUUUUUAUAUAUAAAGUUUAUAAUAUAUUAACUUAUUAUUAAUAUUAUAUUAGCAUUUAAAGAUGUUUAUUAGCCAGGAAUGUGAAGUAAAAGCUCCACCAAAUUAGUUGUUUUAUUUGUAACACUAGUCACUGAAAAUAUUCAUUAUUAAUAAUGAACUUGUAUAACUUGUAUAACGGUAAAAUUACAUUGUCAUAAGUUUAACUAAUACCAAAUUUUUCAUUUACUCCAGUAUCACUUGUACAACUGACGACUCAUUUACUCAACUCCUCCCUCCCAUUUCCACUCAAGAAGCUCCCUUGCAUCAUUUUUCUUUAAUUAUCUGUUUCUCCACACCAUCUUUGAUAUCACUUGUCCAUCAUGCACCUCACUAUAGUUGGUUCCACCAGACCUGGCGGGCCUAAGACUUCAAGGGUGGACUCGCGGACUUGGAAUCAUUGCUUGGGUGACGGUACUGCGCGCUCAUUGGCCAAUUCUUAACUUGUUCCAGCGCUCAUAAAAUUGACUUUGUAUUCCUACCAAAACCCUUUUUGAGCUGUAAGGUAACAAAUUGCACCGAUGAGAACUAUUGCAAUAAUAUCUUUAUUGAUAAGUAUGUGCCUUUUGAACUAUUAUAAAUAAAUCUGAAACGACAUUCAUAAAAAAACUAAGUCGGAACUGCAUGCAGACAAUAUCCAGCGACUGAAGCGACUGAUAAGUCUAGACUUUUUUUUACUACUACAAAGUGCUAGGCUACAGUCUACACAAUGUCAUUCGUUAAUUAACUCAUUUAUUGUAAGAUUUCUUGGUAUAUUUUUAGGCAGGCUUAGUCAUAAUGCUUAGUGAUGCUACAUAGCCAUAACGUAAACAUUGGCCUAAGGCAAGAACCUUCUCUUUUCUUUCAUUGUCCGUCCUAUCAUUAAUAAUCCUGAAAUAUGUUUCUAUUAUUUGUGGGUAAUAAACUAAUAAAUAGCCAUAAGGAAGAGUGAUUAUAAGAAUAGUUACAUUUGUAUACCAAUAGUGUUGAUUUUAAGAGGUUGCAGAGAGCAAGAGAAAGUAGGCUAUGUCAUGGGAAACGAAAUUGCCGCAACUUAGAUCUAGUAAACAACAGCCAAUGAGCGGUGCAGAGACCUUCACUCAAGCAAUGAUGCCAAGUACGCGAGUCCACCCCUGAAGGAAAAUAUCUGCCAGCUCUCAUGG